AUGUCUUUGCUGAAGUCAUCUGCUUUCUUUACAGCUGCUGAAAAGAACUCUGGGCUCCUGAGAAAGCCUUCCUGUCCUGACAUGGAGGAGAAGAUUGUGGCAUGUCCUCUGAACCUGGCUCCUGUGUGUGGCAGUGAUGGGAACACGUAUGCCAACGAGUGUACCCUGUGUGCCCAAAGACAAACAACCAAGAUGGACAUUUUGAUUGCCAAAGAGGAGAGCUGCUCACCUGCAUUACCCAACAUGGAGCCUGCGCCAAACAUGUGAAAUGACAGUCGGAUCUCAACUGUCCUCAAUGUUUGUGUCAUUGCAAUGAGUAAUAAAUGUCAAUCAGCAGCACAACAA
This is a messenger RNA of Micropterus dolomieu (smallmouth bass), 345 nucleotides long. It is a transcript of the gene spink4, whose product is annotated as serine peptidase inhibitor, Kazal type 4. The record is from RefSeq and is a predicted model, not a curated record. Lineage: Eukaryota; Metazoa; Chordata; Actinopteri; Centrarchiformes; Centrarchidae. The transcript has 4 exons. The coding region runs from base 1 to 267 and encodes 88 amino acids. Gene Ontology annotation, molecular function: protein binding.